AUGAGAGAAGUCUCUAAACAUGAGGUUGAGGGAUUAAAGUUGAUGUGCCACACACUAAAAUUAUUAGAAAGGAUAAUUGGCGGUACACUGAGAGAAGAAGUGUGUAUUGGAGGGCAACAAUUAGGUUUCAUGAAAGGAAUGGGUACUACUGAUGGCUUAGUCAUGUUAAGACAAUCCAUGGAAAAGUGCAGAGAGAAACAAAAGGUACUCCAUAUGGCAUUCAUAGACUUGAAAAAGACCUAUGAUAGAGUGCCAAGAGAAGAGGUAUGGAGAAGUUUGAGAGAAAGAGGUGCCCAAAAGAAGUACGUUAGUAUAAUCAAGGAAUCGUGCAGGAAUGCUACAACCAAGGUGGGGAGUACAAUUAGAGCUAUGGAUAGCUUCCUGGUCAAAGUCGGACUCCAUCUCGCCUCGGCAUCAAGCCGAUUCCUUGUUAAUAUAGUGUGUGAUGUGCUACGGAAGCAUUUGGAGAAAAUCCACUACGUUGUGUCCUCUAUGCGGAUGAUGUUAUUUUAG
Messenger RNA from Penaeus chinensis, 513 nucleotides. RefSeq lists its product as uncharacterized. The coding region runs from base 1 to 513 and encodes 170 amino acids. Lineage: Eukaryota; Metazoa; Arthropoda; Malacostraca; Decapoda; Penaeidae. The record is from RefSeq and is a predicted model, not a curated record. The transcript has 2 exons.